UUAAUAACAAAAACACACCACCGCUCUCCCACGAAGCCGACGCCGCUGCACGCGUUCUUCGCCGCCACCGCCGCACGCCCUUGCCGCCGCCGACGCCGCUGCUCACCCUUGCCGCUGCUCGCCCUUGCCGCCGCUGCUCUGCCGCCGCCGACGCCGGCGCUCGCCCCUGCCUCUGUUUUUCAAUUUUUUUUCUUAGUUUUUAGGAAUUGACGCCAUGUCUUGUCGUGUCUCGUAUCCGUGUCCGUGCUUCUUAGGUAGACAGUAUGGAUGCUGAAGCUAAGAGAAAGGCACUGUUUCGUUCUAAAUUGAACGCUCAGAAGAAGGACAAGCGCAUCGAUUCUCCUCUCGUCAGGUAUAAUGAACUGGACCAACCUGUCUGUAGGGUUUGUGAUAUUGUCUUGAAAUCAGAGGCGUACUGGGAUGCACAUCAGUCUUCUCGUAGACAUCAUGAGGCAAUAGAUAAUCUCAAAGCUAAUGUAGCAGGAAGAUCUGGGGCUAACAAUACUAAAGCUGAGGCCCCUGUUGAACUCCCUAAAAGCAGACCAACAGAGUUGAGAGAGCAGAAAGCAACUACUGGAACAUCGAAAGAGUUACCAAAACCUCAGUCAUCGUCUGUGCUUCCUCCAGAUUUCUUUGAUAGCAAUGCCAAACGGCUUAAAACUGGAAAGGAUUCUAACAAGUUCGUUGAGCCUGAUUCACGAAGUGGAGUAGCAAGUUCUGGUGUUCCAAUGAAGCCAUUAAAUAUAGAUGGAUCAUCUAGUGGUAGCAUUGGAAAGUCAGAGGUGAUCCCAACGGCCAAUGACCUUAGUCAGAAAUCUUCUGUGAACCCUGGUUCAGAGGGGAAGCAAAUAAAGGGAGCUCUGCCUGAAGGUUUCUUUGAUGAUAAGGAGGCUGAUUUGCGUGCACACGGCAUAAAACUUGUUAAGCCUGAUGUCAAAGAUGAAUACAAGGAAUUUGAGAAGUUGAUCCAAGAAGAUUUGCAAGUGGUCGAUGACCGUUUCGAAGAGGAGGAGAUCGAUGCAGCCGAAAUGAUAGAGGAAGCUGAAACCUUAGAGCAAAAGGCCUACAGGGAGAGAGUGGAAUCGUUGAAGAGGAAGAAAGUGGAGUUGAAGACAAAAAGAUCAGCAGAACAAAGUAGAGCCACACUCGAAAUUCCUACCAAAGAGUCUAGCCACGAUGACUCUUCGAGCGAUGAUGACAGUGACACAAAUUAUACAGUUGAUUGGAGAGCUCAACACUUGUGAUAAGUCAAUACUAUAAUUUUUUCAUAUCAUUCAAGUUGUGAUGAAGAUGAAAAAAGAGACAAAUGUGAUAAUGUAGAUGUGUAAGCACAAUUUGUAGCUUGGGAAUGAGUGUUAAACUCUUGCAUAUUGGAGGAAGGAUUAAUGCUGGAAAUUUUGUUUUAGGA
Molecule: messenger RNA, 1408 nt
Organism: Momordica charantia (bitter melon)
Lineage: Eukaryota; Viridiplantae; Streptophyta; Magnoliopsida; Cucurbitales; Cucurbitaceae
Product: zinc ion binding protein
Biological process (GO): mitotic DNA replication checkpoint signaling; mitotic DNA damage checkpoint signaling; nuclear DNA replication
Cellular component (GO): spliceosomal complex; nucleus
Molecular function (GO): nucleic acid binding; zinc ion binding
Source: RefSeq, a predicted model, not a curated record